Molecule: messenger RNA, 267 nt
Organism: Staurois parvus
Lineage: Eukaryota; Metazoa; Chordata; Amphibia; Anura; Ranidae
Source: the annotation of a GenBank genome assembly
GAUCGCUGUACGGGACCUCUGUGUGAGGUCCCGAUUCAUGUGAUCACUGAUUGGCCAAUCAGUGAUCACAUGCAGAGUAGUAAGCAAUAUGUCACUUCUGAUAUCAUUGCUUACUACGUGUGAAAUCUGUGAAUGAUCACAGAGGUCACAUGGUACAGGGCUAUUCACAACAGCCUUGUACCAUGUGACAAGCUGUGACCAAUCACAGCUCACACAGUAGUUCUCAAUGGCUGCAAGAAUGCAGACAGAGAGGAGAAAUGAUUGCUU